ACGUUUUUGAGCCCCUGCUUUACGAUUCCUCGCUGUUCCGCUCACUUGUUCCGAACAUCGCGACUUCCUCCUCCUCCUGCCUCUGUCGAUGUCUUCGUCGCAUCAUCUACCUUCUACCCUCGCGUAGUGAACUGCAGGUUAGCAACCUUUGCGUUUUGUCUCGCCGUGUCUGGGCACGAAGCGGAGGAUUUUACCGUUAUUGGGACGUAAGAAAAGAAGGGGAGGUAGCUCGGAACGGGGGAGGGGCAAAGAGAGAGAGCGAAACGGAAGGAGAGGUGCAGCAGUGUUGAUGAUUUCUUAGUUCGUUGCGCCUGUCGCAAGUGUCGCAAGUGUGUGGUAGCUCUUUUGAGUAGCGGAGUUUGCAUACUGAUGACAGUUUGCUAAGAGACGAUUGAUUAGCGUGAGUGGGGGGCGUGUGGGUGUGAAAGGUGAAGGAUUAGUUUCUGAAGAGAUUAAUUUAUGGUUGGUUAAGUAAUCUCCUCGAUUACAAACAGAUUUUUCCCUUCAUUAUAUUUAUUAGUUCGUAGCUUCAGGGCAACCAGAAAUCUCUGGUUCGUACAGGGGGAGCUGUUACGGGUGGACAGGAUAGUGAACACCAUUGGGUUGGAACUGGUAUUGAGGAGCAACAAGGAUGCCCGGUGCAGAGAAGGGGUAGUUAAUCUACAUUUGAUUAUGCAUUUUCCAAGAAAGAAAUAGUUGCAAGACAGAGAAGAUGGAGAAGAUUUUUGUGAGCAUCAGAGUGCGUCCACUAAGCAAAGCGGAAGCCGCUAAAGGCAGCCCGUGGAAGCUUGGUCCGAAUUCCAUUGCUCUUUGCAAUAAUUCCGGAGCACCAAUAUCUGGCCAGGCCUACAAAUUUGACAAAGUGUUUGGCUCGGAGACCUCAACUUUGGAAAUCUAUGAAACUCACACUAAAGACAUCAUUGCAUCAGCUGUGAGAGGGUUCAAUGGCACAGUUUUUGCCUAUGGGCAAACCAGUAGUGGGAAGACCUAUACAAUGCGGGGAAACUCUUCUGAGCCUGGCAUUAUACCCCUGGCUGUUCAGGAGAUUUUUAAAAACAUUCAAGAGGCUGAAGAUCGUGAGUUUCUUCUGCGUGUUUCCUACAUGGAAAUUUACAAUGAAGAGAUCAAUGACCUGUUAGCUCCUGAAAAUCGGAAACUACAAGUUCAUGAGAACAUUGAGCGAGGGAUAUUUGUUGCGGGUCUGAGAGAGGAGAUUGUGGUCAGCCCAGAGCAAGUUCUUGAUCUGAUGACAGCUGGAGAGAAUUAUCGACAUGUUGGGGAGACCAACAUGAAUGCCUACAGCAGCAGGUCUCAUUCAAUAUUCCGCAUGGUGAUUGAGAGUAGAGAUAGGAGCCAUGAUGAUCCCGCUGAUCCUGGCACAGUGCAAUCUUGUGAUGCCGUCAGAGUGUCCGUUCUGAAUUUGGUUGACCUUGCUGGGUCUGAGCGUGUUGCCAAGACAGGAGCCGAGGGGGCUCGAUUAAAGGAGGGUACUCACAUCAAUAAAAGUUUGAUGACGCUGGGGACUGUCAUCAACAAACUCAGUGAAGGGGUUGAGAAACAAGGGGGUCACGUGCCAUAUCGAGACAGCAAGCUAACGAGGAUUUUGCAGCCAGCCUUGGGAGGAAAUGCUAAGACUGCUGUAAUUUGUAACAUAACUCCAGCUCAGAUUCAUGUCGACGAGACAAAAGGAACAUUGUUCUUUGCUAGCAGAGCCAAUCGUGUCACUAACUGUGCCCAAGUGAAUGAGAUUAUGACUGAUGCUGCAUUGCUGAAGCGUCAAAAGAAGGAAAUUGAGGAACUUCGCAGCAAGUUACGAGAAAACCAUUCCGAGCAUUGGGAUGCUGAGAUCCUCAACUUACGAAACGCUCUUCUGAAGACGGAGCUAGAUCGAGAGCGCAUGGCGCUAGAGCUGCAAGAAGAGAAGAAGGCACAAAUAGAGCGUGAGCGGCGCUUGAAAGAGCAAGAACAGAAGAUUGAGAGUUUGAGUACUAUGGUGAUCAACUCUGCCGUUGACGAUCGAGAUAUUGACAGACGUAAUAAAAAGAAUAACCGACGUGAAACCUGGUGUCCCCGAAUUCCUUCUAUUGAAACUAGUGGAGAGGUGCAAGAAAUCAAGCGACCUUUUGCGAAAGAGUCUCCAUUCGAGAAAUCAACUCUUUCAACCAGAAGAGACAGACUUCCGCCUAUGCCACCACCAUUUCAGAGCCUUCUGGAAGAUGAAGACAAGGUGUCACCCUUUAUGGAGUUGGAUGAGAAUAUCUUUGUCGACCGAUUUCAAAGCAUCCAAUCAGCUAGCUGUAAUCUAGAGUCUAUCUUCCAGGAGCCCCCUCCUGUUUUUUUUUGCGAAAGGAAAAGACGGUCAUCACAAACGUCGAUGGAGGAUGACCUAAGGCAGCAGCUUGGGGACUUGCAAGCGCAAUAUGAGAACCUCCAACUUGAGCAUGAAAUGAAAAUGCGGGAAAAAGUGUUGGAGAUGGAGGAUCUCAAGAAGGAGAUGGCAUUCAUGCAUUCUGCUGCUAACAAAGCUCGCAAAUUGGAUAACGCGUCUCAUGAAGCAGAGGAUAGGAGAGGAAGAAGCUUGGAUGGUAGUGAUUCUUUUGCUACUGUCAGCCAUCUAAGGGCUCAGAUACAGGUUCUUGAGAUGGAGAAAAUAUACAUGCAAAGAGAACUUGAUAGUGUCAAAGAGCAGUCUAUUGCCCAAGCAGAUUCUUCAUCUUCGACUAUACAUAAGUUGGAGCAAGAGCUAGAGGAAGCAAAAAGCAAUGCAGCCAAUACUACGAAAGAGUUAAAUCUCGCCCUUCACCAAAUUGACCACUUACAGAAUGAUCAACAAACUAACAUUGAACAGCAAGCAGCGUUGGUUGCUUUCUUCAACGAACUGACUGUUGAGGUUGAAACCACAAAGAGCAGUUCUCAAGCUUUGUAUACGGCUGCUGCCGACACUAAAACCGCGUUCAACGCCAUCAUUAAGGAUCUUCAGGAAUCUGUAAUCGACAUGAAGUCUUUAAGAUCUGCUGCCGAAAUCCAACAAUGCGGCAGUGUGCAGAGUAAACUUGAGGUCAUAAUGAAGGAGCACGAGUCCUUAUUCAGCUCCCUUCAAAUCGUCCAGAAGGAGAGAGAUGCUUUUUCUGAGCUUUCUAAGUCAGCCCAGGCUGACUUGAAAUCACUUGAAGCUGAAAUCUCGGGGAAAAGUAAUGCACUGCAGGCAACUGAAUCGAAUCUGCUCGCUGCAAACCAAAAAAUCGUUGAUGCUGGGAAUGAGAUCGCCGAGCUGCAGUCAGUAGUAGUACAACAUGAAAGACAACAGCAAGCUCUUGAACAAAAAAUCAGGGACUUAGAAAGUGAAUCAAUGGGUGCGAUCUCCAAGGAGCAAAAGGAAAAACUUGAAGAACGGAUUGCGGAGCUCGAGCAAGAACUAGCACUCGUCUCUCAAGAGAGGGCCAACCUUAUUUCUAAAGGAGAAGCUAUGCAUGCAACUAUUCAGGUGUUAGAAGGCGAGAGAGAUGCUCUUAUUGAAACAUCCAAACAAGCACAAGCGGACAUGGAUCGUCUGCAUGGCAAAAGGAGGCAAGAACUUAAAGAGGCUCAAAACCAAUUAGAUACUGCAUUAUCUGAGACUCAUCUGGUGAAGGAGCAGUUAAUUUUAUUGCGGUCACUUCUAACUGAGAAGACUGAAGAGCAACAAGCAGUUCAGUUGAAGCUGGAGAAUUUACAAUGCGAAGCUACAUCCACCAGUAAAUCACUUGAGGAGAGUGUUCAAGCUCUUCAUACCCAACUCACUCAAAAGAGAAUAGAGUUUGAGUCAUCUCGACGAGAGUAUGAAGAGCUGGCUGUUAGAUACGAGGCCCUAAACAAAGAGAAGUCCGAAUUAAUAGAAGCCUGCAGUAGGUCUGAAGAAGAAUGCAAUUGUCUGCGCACUGAGUUUGAAAGACAAGGCCUAGCACUUGCUGAGGCAGAGAAGAGACUUGAAUCUGGGCGAGCAUUACACGCUAAGGAUGAAAAGCAAUUGAUUGAAUUACAUCAGGCGCGCUUAAACCAGAACAUUGAAGUUGAAGCUCUUAAUCUCAAAAUUGCAAAUCUUACAGCAGAGAAGUGUGCAAUGGAGACGUGCUUAGCUGGACAAGGCUCUGAAUCUAUCAAUUCUGUUUUGGUGGAGAAAAGUGUACAGCUCUCAGCUGCUGAGUGUGCUCUAAAAACAAACAUGGCUGAACUCGCUGAGGUCAAGCGCGAGCGUGAACUCGUACAGGAGUUUAAGGUCACUCUUGAAACGGAGCUUGCUGAAUCGAGAUCUUACUCAAUGGCACUAGAGGAAACCCUAUCAGAAGCUGUAAAUGCUCUGGAAGUAACUAACCAGGAGAAGUUAAAUUUGAAGGCGGAGCUUGAGAAAGCACUGAAGGAAUCAACUUUGAAAAGCGCUAAAUUGGCUGAUAUUGAAAGCGAAUGCGCAGCAUUGGUUGAAAGUAUGGGAAAUAUAAAAUUGGAAAUGGAGAAUGCAAAAAUCGCGUGGGAACAAGAAGUUCAGAAUCAGAAAGACAGCAUCAAACUGGCUGAUGUUGAGCAAGCUGGACUUGUUGAGGAACGUAAUUCGCUUAGGUCAGCACUUUCAGACUUGGAGGAACAAUAUUUUCAAGCUCAAACUGAACUGAAAAAGGUCGAUAUCGAGGUGCAGAGUCAGCGUCAGGAGAUAGAGGCUGGUGUGAGAGCUCUUGAAGCGGCCGAAAUUGAGAGAGUGAGAGCUGCGGAGAAAGUCGCUGAUCUUCAAGACACAGUUUCUCGAACGAAUGAUGAGAAAAAAAUAUUGCAAACCAAAAUCGAGGAGUUGGUUGUGAAUACUUCUUUUUUGGAAAAUACACUUGAGAAGAAAUUUCGAGAAUUUGAAUUGGCUAAAGAGCUGGAGGGCACGCUGACUUUUUCCUUAAAGGGUGCUCAGCAGCAACUUGCAUGUAUGGAAAUGCUUUUGCAAGAGAAGUCUGAAAAAACACAGGUUCUCAGUAAGGACCUCUUGAACCUUGAAGCAGAAUAUUCCAGCUUAAGAGAAGAUCUAAACAGCAAGGUAGUUGACCUCCACAGGGUCGAGGGGGAACGUGAUGGAUUACUGAGGGUGAUCCAAGAGCUUAAUGAAGAGAGCAAGCAACUCAAGCAUCUGCGUAGUGAUGAAGAAUCCCAAUUGGAAGAAGCCAAAUUGAAGAUUAGCGCAGCCAACAGCUCUAUUCUUGGGCUUCAAGAUUUAUUAGUGAAGAAGACUGCAGAACUAGAGCAAGUGCAGCAAGAGAAAGAUGAUUUAGUUCACCAAAUGACUAAAGAACAGACCCGAACUGAAGAGCUUGAAGCUCUACUGUCGCAGAAGUCGUCAGCUCUAGAGCUGGCGGAGCAAGAGAAAAAUGAGCUGAUUGAAAGAAUGAUCGUCGCUCAACAUUCACAUAGAGAUGAACUUGAAAGGAAAAUUCAAGAUCUUCAAGCAGUUGUAUCGAACCUUGAAGCAGUGAAUUUGAAGCUUGAGGAGAAUCUGAAGCAAGUUGGAUGCCACUUGAACGAAUGCGUCGAGGAUAAGGAGCGGUUGGGAAAGGAAAAAGAGGCUCUAUUAAGUUCCACUAUCCAGUUACAAGACAUGAUAUCGUGUCUUAAGCAAGAAGGUGAGCUGCAUCAGGUUGAGUUAAAGCAGAUGGAGGAUAGAUUAGCAGCUGCGAACUCUGAGCUUGAUGGUGCGGGUCAGCAAUUGAAUGAAGUACAUACUUUAUUGGCGGAGAAUCAGAAGGAACGUCUUUUAUUGCAGCAAAGUCUUGAGGAGCUGGAGAAUUUCAAGGCUGGCUUGCAGAAAAGCCUGAGUGCCAAAGAUACUGAGUUGGCGUCAAAAGCCGAAGCUUUAUCAGAGAUCAAAACGAAGUUUGAGGUAUUGCAGCAGCUCCACAAUACAGAAUCAUGUCAGUUGAAAUCAGAUAUUUUGGGACUGCGCAAGGAGCUGAAGGCUGCCAAGUCUGCCCCCGCUUCUCUGGAGAAGGAGCGAGAUGGUUUGCGAAAGGACUUGGAGAAGGUUAAGACCAAGUUAGGAGAUAUUGAGGCAAAGCUCAAAACAACCUUGAUUGAGAAAAGCAAAGUUGAGACUGAAAAACUGAAUGUCGAAAGGGAGGUGAAGCAGCUCCGGCAGAGUACUGCGUUGCUCAAUAAGCGUGAAUCGAUAGUGGAUAAGCGUCGAGAGUCUGUUGCUUGUGGACUUAACAAGACGAAGCUUCAGCUAUCGUCUACUGAGCAUGCACUGCAAAUGAAAACAAAUGAGCUCGAGAAGACGGCUUUCGACCUUCAGCUUCUCCAGGAUAACUACUCCAAACUUGAGGCUGACAUGGCUGAAAUUGAGAGUUCUUCUAUUAAAUUGAAGGAAAAGCUUGUUGAGGCUGAAAAUGUUAUCUCUGUAUUGAGAGAUGGAAAAGAAACGGCUACUGCCACUAUUACAAAGAUGGCCCAAGAUCUAAGUGAUGAAUUAGAGGCAAAAAGGGCUGCAGUUGCUCAGCACGACGCUCUUCAAAAUGAGCACACCAUUCUGAUCCAGAAGGUCAAAACGCUACAAGUCGCAUGUGAGGAGACUGAAGCAAAAUUGAAUUCCAUCUCCUUAGAAAGAGAUGACUUGGCUCGACAACUCACUGAUGCACACUUCGAAUUUGAAGAAGAGAAGGCAGCGUGGUCUUCAAAAGCGGAUGCUAAUAAUACGAAAGUCCAAGAUCUUCAACAGGACAUUCUAAAUCUGACAGAGCAGCUUCAAGAGGUUCAAAAAGCACAAGAAGAGCUCGUCAUCGCAAGGAACAGUCUUCAAAAACAGCUCGAUGAAGUGGAACAAACAGCAAGCGCUACACAUGCUGCUCUUCAGGAUCAAGUCUACAACCUGAAGCACUGUCUUGAAUCUAGCGAGCAUGAAAGCCAACAACUAAGGCAGCAGGUAGAGCUCCUUAACUCUACCGUUGAAGAGCAAGUGGAACUAAAAGGAAAGCUGGAGAAAGAGCAGGAAGAAGUGAAAGAGGAACUGCAGAAGCUUGAAGUGCUUUUAGCUGCAGCUGAAUCCACUAUUGAGAAAGAAAGGCAAUCUAUAGUGGAACUUGUAGAGAAAACAGAAAAUUUGAACAGGAUGGUGCAAGAAGCAGAACAAAAUUGUGCAAGCCUUAACGAAAGAAACUCCGAACUCGAGGCAGCAUACAUGAAGGAGUCUGAUGAAAGGGUUCAAGUGAUGGAGGAGAGGCGUUCUCUGUUAGAGACUGUCCAAUCUCAAGCAGAGAGAUGCAUAGCUCUUGAAGGACAGAUUUCUCGACUUGAAUCCAGUCUCGUAGUAGGAAGAGAGGAUAAUUCUAGGCUUCUCCAGGAGAUUGAAGAUUUAAAACAGGAGCUUCGUAACAACAUGGAAGUAGCUGCUCAGGAUUGUGAAUCUAAACAUCAUGCUCUUGAUCUAGAAGCAUCCUGGAACAAUGAUCGAGAAGUAGCCAAAAAACAGGUGGAGAAACUUCAGACUCAGUUGAAUUUGUCACACGCCGAAAUUGAAUCCCUGCAGACUGAAGUCGAUGAUUUAAGUAUGAAAGUUAAGAGCUUAUACUUGGAGGUGGAUGACAUGCAAUCAGCCUUAGACCAAUCCAGAACUGAGAAGUCUACGUUAAAGCAACAGCUUGCAGACUUAACUACCAGACUCGGCAGCCUUGAGGACAAAAAUGAGCAACUGCAGAAAAAUGAGCUCCAUCUACUACAAUUGAAUAAAGCAUAUUUAACGUCGAAAACGAAGCUUCAAUUUGCGUUGGACGCUACGAUCAGUCGAUGUGAGCACUUCCAAUCACUUUGUGAAAAAAUGGAAGAAGCAAUUACGGAAUUGGACGAGCAUAAAACUGCAACAAGAAGAGAAAAUGAUGGACUCCAAGCGAAGAUUCAGAGCCUCAGAUCGCGUUGUCAGAGAUAUGAGGAAGAGCUCAGAGUUGCUAAGAGUAAGAGAUCUUCUCCCGAGGAAGAGCAGGAGAGAGCUAACCAGCUUGCUGAGAUCAUGCAACAGAAUAGUGAACUGCAGCUACGAUUGCACAACGUAGAAGGAAGUGCUAAGGCACGACGAAAGGAGAUAACACAAUUGAAUGAAAUCGUUAAAAAGAAAGAACAAUCAUCGAUAAAACUAGAGGCUGCACUUGAAAAGGCACAAGGUCAGGUGUUAAAGCUGGAGAGAGAUUUGUACCUAAAGCUAGAACCUCAAACUGCAAGGAAGGUUGAAGAAACCACGAUAUCAACUGGUGAGUUUACCACUCCAGUGGCUUCUAGACAGGGCGAAGAUGAUGGGAAUCACACGGACGAUACUACCACUCUUUACAGCAAUACCCUGGCCUCCAGAAGCAAGGUGGAGCAGUUGAAGUUACAGAGCCAAAGCUUGCUGCGGAUGUAUAAGCAACCGUGGCGCAUACAAGGUCCUCCAGGUGGCAGUAUGGAUGAGACGAACGAUCAUCCUCCGCCUUCAACAACUCUUCAAUCACACCACGAAAACUUGACAGCUCCGAUUCCAACGUGGAAGAGAGUUAAGACUGGUGCUGCUUCGUCGGCUACUGAUUUCUCUCAACCUUCAAACAGUGUUUUUAAUGAGGAGAAGGGCAAAGUAUCAUCAUUCACCACUAGAAGUGUCCCUCGCGCGGCACUUGUGCCUGUGACCCAAAACAAGUUACAAGCACUUCAGCUUAAGAGAAGGCUACAAGAAUCAGGGUCACAAGAUAAGCCACUAGUAUUGGGUAUCGAAGAUGCUGAAACCAAGCCCUCUCUAUCAAACUUACACAAGUCUCGUAACUUUAGGCUCAAUCAGAGGUUUGAGAAAGAGAAUUUGUAGAUCCAUGUUCACAUAAACUGUAAAUUACUUCAUUCUUACUUUCAUGGGUAUACGUUGUACAGUUGUAGUCACCAUCAAAUCGAUUAGCAUUCCUUCGUUUUGUUACGGCCUUCUUAUCAGUCUCCUAGGGCCUGCUGUAAACCCUAUUAUUACAUAACUGUUACUUGUGAUCUUUUGAAUUAGUCCGUUAUCUCAUUUAGAGAAUCGUAAUUAAAGUCUGUUUUAAGCCUGGGUA
Molecule: messenger RNA, 9062 nt
Organism: Physcomitrium patens
Lineage: Eukaryota; Viridiplantae; Streptophyta; Bryopsida; Funariales; Funariaceae
Biological process (GO): microtubule-based movement
Molecular function (GO): microtubule binding; microtubule motor activity; ATP binding
Source: RefSeq, a predicted model, not a curated record